Molecule: messenger RNA, 1077 nt
Organism: Nerophis lumbriciformis (worm pipefish)
Lineage: Eukaryota; Metazoa; Chordata; Actinopteri; Syngnathiformes; Syngnathidae
Source: RefSeq, a predicted model, not a curated record
AUGGCGGAACGGGCUGGCGGGGGCGCUUCGGCCGCCAUCUCUCCAGUGCAGCAGAUGCUGGCUUCGGGCACCGGGGCCCUCCUCACGUCCCUUUUUGUGACGCCUCUGGACGUGGUGAAGAUUCGACUUCAGGCCCAGCAGAGCCCCCUCCAUCAAGCUUUAACUAGCGAUGCUGCUUCCUGGGCCGGUGUCGCUCGCCCCGCCAAGUGGAGGUGCUUCCUGUAUUGCAAUGGCUUAAUGGAUCACAUCUACGUUUGCCAGAAUCGAAGCAGCUGUACCGCCUGGUACAAGCCGCAAACGCAUUUCAGUGGCACCCUGGAUGCGUUUGUGAAAAUCACCCGCCACGAAGGCCUCAAGUCUCUAUGGAGCGGACUCCCACCCACACUUGUCAUGGCCGUGCCCGCCACCGUCAUCUACUUCACCUGCUACGACCAGCUGCGGGACUUCCUGCGUUUCCGCAUGGGUUUCCACGGCGACCACAUCCCGCUCCUUGCCGGGGGUCUUGCCAGACUGGGCGCCGUGACGGUCAUCAGUCCUCUGGAGCUGAUCCGAACCAAGAUGCAGUCACGCCGCCUGACGUAUGGCGAGUUGCGCGUGUGCAUCCGUGGCGCCGUGGCCCAGGGUGGGCCGCUGUCGCUGUGGCGCGGCUGGGGACCAACAGUGCUCAGAGAUGUGCCCUUUUCGGCCAUUUACUGGUUCAACUACGAGUUGGUGAAAGCUCACUUGUGUCAACGCUCUCAAAUCCCGCAAGCCAACUUUGCAAUUAGCUUCACCGCAGGCGCCAUCUCAGGAACGAUCGCCGCCAUCUUGACGCUUCCCUUUGACGUGGUGAAGACUCGCAGGCAGAUACAGCUGGGAGAGAUGGACACACUUGGAGCACCAUUAAAGAAAACUGCAUCCACCUGGCACAUCAUGAGGGACAUUUGGAGCGAUGUUGGCUACCGGGGGCUCUUUGCAGGUUUCAUGCCACGGGUGAUCAAAGUAGCGCCAGCCUGCGCCGUCAUGAUCAGCACUUAUGAGUUCGGAAAAGCCUUCUUCCAGAAGGUUAACCAGGAUCGCCAGCCCGUCACGUCCUGA